UAAAUGAACGGUGUUAAAGAUUUUUAUUAAAUUGAUUUUUCUAAGUGAUUUUUAAAAUUAUUAUAUAAAAUUUUGUUAAAUAUUUAGUUUUUAAUUACUUUGCUUUAAAUAUGAAACGGAAUUUUACGAAAGUGGACCGUGUAGCUCAGAUGACUAUGCAAGAGGAGCUCAUCGCAAAAAAGAAGCAAGAAAUAUUAGAAAAACAGCGAACAAAAGAAAUAGGAAAACAAAUAGCUGCAGCACAAAAGAAUGUUGCCACAAAUUUAGAUUCUGCAAACAAGGAAGCAUCCGAAAAUGAACAAAAAUCUAGUAAUGAAUCAGAAACCAAACCUGUAUCUAACGUACAUCCGUUGAUUGCAGCAGCCAAUAUUCCAAAGCUACAAAAUAAUUUUUGCAAUGAUGGAUCAUUUUUUGAAUAUUAUAAAAAAAUAAUUGAACAAACAAAAAAGGAGGAAGAAGCGAAAAAGCAGGCUGAAGUAAAAUUAAAGACAGAACUAAAUAUAGUAGAUGAAGAUGCAAAGCCUGAAGCAGAACCGCAGGUUUCUUCAGAAGGAGGUUAUGAGAUGAAUGAAGACGAUGUUCAAAAUGAAACUCAAAAUCCUUUAGAAACACCAGAUUUAAAUUCGGGGGAUAAUGGAGAUGAAAAUAAAGCAACUGAAACUAAUAACAUAAAGCUUGAAGAAGAACAACAAAAUCAAAUUGACGAUAUUAAGACUGAACCCAUCGACAAAAUAAACGUUACACAGCAUGAGCCUCCUGUUUGCAAUAUAAAUUCAGGAAAUAUUAGUUCGAAUGCACCAGUUGUUCCGACACCAACACCGUAUAAUGAUGCUCUAAAACAAUAUAAAAUGAAAACAGAAAAUCAACUUUUUAAUCAAAGUUUUCAACCUAAUGCUAAUCCCCCACCAAUAGCUGUUGCAACAAGGCCAAGUUAUUUGCAAGGGCCAUACGCUACUCAGUUAACUAGUCAACCUAAUACUAUGCCAAUACAUAUUCCACAAACUUUCAGUAUAGCCCCAAAUGCAACAUUUAACUUAAAUCUUCCUCCUCCAAUGAUUAACUUCGCAAUUCAACAACCUACGCCACCACCACCUCCUCCGCCAAUGCCAGUUAUUUUACCAUUACCACAACCUGCGCCUAACUUAUUUCCGAAUUCCUAUUCAAAUCCUUCAAUUUUUUUAAUGCAACAUCAAACACCGCCACAAAUUUCAAUUCCCUAUCAACAACAAGCUCAACCAAUGCAAUUGCCACAACAACAACCACCACCUGUUUCUAUGUUACAAACAGCCCCACCACCACAAGUUACGCAAGUAUUGCAAGGGCCUGUUACUCAAACUACAAUUACUCAACAAAAUAGUAUAAAUGAAAUACCUUCAAGAGCUUCUCCUGUAGCACAAGUACUUCCACAGUUUCAACACAUAGAGAAACAAGAACUUAGCCCUAUGAUAAAUGAAGAUUCUGAAGAAAAAUUAUCUAUGAGUGAAACUGAAGACCAAAAAGAUAUUUCGAAAAUAGAAUCAACUUCUGAAGGACGUAGCAGAUCAAGUAGAUCAAACACAAACAGUCCUCUUUCUGAAAAGGAUGUUAAAGACACAGUUUUUUCAGAAGACUCCAAACGAGUUGAUCAAACAAAGAGUUUAUUACCAACGUCUUUACAAUCAUGUAUCGAUAUGGUAGCCGAAAAUGGCGACGCAUUUGAAGAUUUUAUACGUAGUAAAAAAGAUGAAGUUCAUUCGUCAUUGUGGUUUUUGUUUGACUUGGAAUCCGAUGAAUAUGGUAUCUAUCGUCAAAGUGUUUUAAAGAUACGAGAAGAAGUUCGAAAUCGGAAACGAAAUGCGAUUUACAAAUCAAAUGAUGAAAAAUAUGAUCCAGAAUCUGUAUGUGAUGAUGGGGCUGAUAAUGAUUCUGACGAUGAAUAUAUGAAAGGAAUGUUAAAUCGGAAUACCAAUAAUUUAAAACGCAGAAUUGAAACUAGGGUUGAAUUUGAAGAAGAAGAGCGACGACAAGCUGAAGAAGAACGACAAAAGAAACGGAAAAGUCGUUGGGGUGAAAAAAUAGAAUCUACUGAUGUCCCAACAGUGACAGCAAUUGUUCAAACAUCGUUUGGUAAUCAACAUAAACCGAUACUUAAUAGUAUACAACGUACAGACCCUGCUUUAUUGCAAUAUGCAAAAUUAAAUUAUGGUGGUACGAAUUUAAGUGAAGAAGAUUGGAAAAAAUGUGAAGAACAUUUCAAAGUAAACUUAUUAUAUCAAGAUAUGAUGAGAAAACGUCGUGAAAUCGAUCAAUUAGCUAAAAGUGGUAAGUUUAAGUAUGAAUAUGAUUCUGACGAAGAUACCGAAGGCGGAACAUGGGAACAUAAAUUACGAAUGGCAGAAAUGGAAGCUACAAAUGCUUGGGCACAAGCUUUAACUAAACAGUCCGAAGGUAAACAUCAUAUUGGUGAUUUUCUACCUCCAGAAGAAUUAAAAAAAUUUAUGGAACAAUAUGAAGCAAAAAAAAAUAAUAGACAACCAGAUUUAAGUGAUUAUAAGGAAUUUAAAUUAAAGGAAGAUAAUAAGGGUUUUCAAAUGCUGCAAAAAUUAGGAUGGCAGGAAGGGCAAGGAUUAGGAGCUGGUGGCGAUGGCAUUGUUGACCCGAUUAAUAAAGCCACCCAAAGAGAAGCAAAUCAAGGCCUUGGUGCUAAUAGCGUUUCAACACCUGAUGAUGGAGAUAACGAAUAUGAAGCUUAUCGAAAAAGAAUGAUGUUAGCAUAUCGUUUUAGACCUAAUCCAUUGAAUAAUCCAAGGCGAGCUUAUUAUUAAAUGUAAAAAAUGGAACCGUAACUAUAAUUUAUUUCAAAUGCUUUUAUGACUUCCUCUUAUAAAAUUGUUUACAAUUGUUUAAUAUAUUUGAGCCAAUAAAAAUAGGAUGUUAAAUAUACGAUAAAUGUUUAAUAUCAUAA
Molecule: messenger RNA, 2944 nt
Organism: Condylostylus longicornis
Lineage: Eukaryota; Metazoa; Arthropoda; Insecta; Diptera; Dolichopodidae
Product: SURP and G-patch domain-containing protein 1
Exons: 8
Coding region: 111-2804 (897 amino acids)
Biological process (GO): RNA processing
Cellular component (GO): nucleoplasm
Molecular function (GO): RNA binding
Source: RefSeq, a predicted model, not a curated record